Messenger RNA from Lacerta agilis (Sand lizard), 730 nucleotides. Its product is annotated as fatty acid-binding protein 5-like. Gene Ontology annotation, biological process: fatty acid transport. Gene Ontology annotation, cellular component: nucleus; cytosol. Lineage: Eukaryota; Metazoa; Chordata; Lepidosauria; Squamata; Lacertidae. The record is from RefSeq and is a predicted model, not a curated record. Gene Ontology annotation, molecular function: fatty acid binding. Bases 110 to 517 code for a protein of 135 amino acids. The transcript is spliced from 4 exons.
CUCAGGACAUCUAUAUAAAGACGUCCCCGGCCUCCCCCCUCCCCUGCAGCUGCUCUUCCCAAAGCCUCUCUCUUGGUCAGCCGGGACAGCUCCAUCCAAACGCAGCGCAAUGGCGAACCCAGAGGCUUUCUUGGGCAGGUGGCGCUUGGUCUCCAGCGAAGGCUUUGAGGAGUACAUGAAGGAGUUGGGUGUGGGCAUGGCCAUGAGGAAGAUGGGGAGCAUGGCGAAGCCAGACGUUAUCAUCACUAAAGAUGGAGACACGUUCCACGUGAAAACAGAAAGCACAUUCAAAACAUCAGAAUUCAGUUUCAAAUUGGGCGAGAAGUUCAAUGAGGAGACGUUAGAUGGCCGAAAAACUCAGACCCUUAUCACCUUAGAUGAUAAUAAUGUAUUGACCCAGCACCAGGAGUGGGAUGGCAAACAGACUACGAUAACCAGAAAGGUAGUAGAUGGGAAACUCAUUGUGGAAUGUGUCAUGAAUAAUGCCAAAUGUACUCGCGUCUACCAGAAAGCAUGAAGAUACUGGCUUCUAUUUUGGAUGCAGAGCUUUAUGAUGGACAGCUUAGUUCCAGGAACAAAGCUGGUCUACACUCCAUAUUUCUUAUCCAUAUUCCCUGUCCCUGUCCCCAGGUUUUUUUUUAAAGCAUCUUGGAAGAAUCUGUACUGUACACAAUUAAAUUUCAAGUCCUUGGUGUAACUAUUGAGAGCUAUUAAAUUUGAAAAUUUCAUG